AUGUUUUUCCAACACAAACGAUCGUUUAAACUUUCGAGCAACGCCAAUAAUCCAGGUAUAUAUACUCAAAUGGCAACACUUUUGGUUUGCACUGGUGCUACAAUCACAUUUGAGGCAUUGGUAAAACAAGUCUUGAAACCGGACUUUGUUAAUCUUUUGAUUAAACUGGGUGUCACGAAAUUGGUUGUACAAUAUGGCAAUGAAAUACGAAACAACACGCACAUAAGCCAGCAGUUGUUCCAAAAAACGAUUUUGGAAAACGGUCUUGUCUCCAUGCUCAAUUCUGAGCUAGAAGAAGGUACAAAUGGUAUGGUGAGCAGCUUUUCGCGGAACGGCUUCGAAUUAGUUUGUUUCCCAUUUUCUCCAAAUAUUAAUGAUUACAUUGACCAAGCAGAUGUGAUAAUUUCACAUGCAGGAACUGGAUCUAUAAUUGAUUCGCUAUAUAGAAACAAAAAAUUGAUAGUUGUUGUGAAUGAAAGUUUGAUGGAUAACCAUCAAGAAGAAAUUGCAAGGGAAUUUGUCAAUAGUAAUUACUGUCUUCGGUUUCGUUACAGAGACUUGCUUAGUGAGGCCUUUAGCACAAUUUUGCAUGACCUUUUGAAUAAUAACAUCACUUUACAAAAGUUUCCAAAGAAAGAUGGUCGAGUCUUGGAGACAAUCAUUUCUGAAGAGCUCAAAGGCAAAUGA
Lodderomyces oxycetoniae is the source of this 687-nucleotide messenger RNA. RefSeq names its product N-acetylglucosaminyldiphosphodolichol N-acetylglucosaminyltransferase catalytic subunit. Bases 1 to 687 code for a protein of 228 amino acids. The transcript has a single exon. The record is from RefSeq and is a predicted model, not a curated record. Gene Ontology annotation, biological process: dolichol-linked oligosaccharide biosynthetic process. Lineage: Eukaryota; Fungi; Ascomycota; Pichiomycetes; Serinales; Debaryomycetaceae. Gene Ontology annotation, molecular function: hexosyltransferase activity.